AUGAAUCAAGCACAUCAGGAACCAACAGAAAUGAAGUUCCCCGUACCAUGGGGACAUAUUGCAGCAAAGAGUUAUGGAUCUUCAAAAGAAAAAAAAAUUCUAGUGGUACAUGGAAUUCUGGAUAAUGCUGGUUCAUUUGACAGAUUAAUAAAACUUCUUCCAGAAGAAUAUCAUUAUGUAUGCAUAGAUUUACCAGGUCAUGGAUUGUCAUCUUUCCUUCCAUCUGGAGGAAUUGUACAUUUUUUUGAUUAUGUGCAUUCAAUAUUGUUAGUUUUGAAUGCUUUAAAAUGGAAAACUUGUAUAUAUAUUGGGCAUAGUUUUGGGGCUCAAUUAGGAACAUAUUUCAGUAUUUUAUAUCCUGGAAGGCUUGAAAAGAUGAUAGCAAUUGACUCUGUUAUAAAUCCUGGAAUUGAGGGUCUUGCUCUUGUUCCUUAUAUUCGAAAGGUAUAUAGUUUGUAUUCUAGUACUGAAAGGUCAGAAACUCUAUAUAGUGAAGAUGAAAUAAUGCAAGCUUUGAAAUUUAAAAGAAAGGAAGUAUUAAGAACAGAAGCUGCACAAGCUCUAUUUAAACGUGCAGUUACAAAAGUUGGUGACUUGUAUAAAUAUAAUCGUGAUUCAAGAUUAAGACAUAUUCCAAAACCAAUUUUAACAAUAAAACAACAAAUAGAUAUAUUCAGUCAAUUUUCAACUCCAAUUUUAGUAAUUAUAGCAGACAAUACACAUCGAAUAAAUUUAUUAAAGGGUGAAUUGAAUGCAAUACUUAGUGCAGCUGACAAAAGUAAAUUUUCUGUAGUUACUGUAAAAGGAAAUCAUGAUGUACAUAAUAAUUUUCCUGAAAGAGUAGCACCAUAUAUAUGGAAAUUUUUAAAUAAUACCUUACAAAGUAAAUUAUAA
Habropoda laboriosa is the source of this 894-nucleotide messenger RNA. RefSeq names its product serine hydrolase-like protein 2. The transcript has a single exon. Bases 1 to 894 code for a protein of 297 amino acids. The record is from RefSeq and is a predicted model, not a curated record. NCBI's taxonomy places the organism in Eukaryota, Metazoa, Arthropoda, Insecta, Hymenoptera, Apidae.